AUGGAUUCUGUGGCUCGCGUGUCGUCCGCCUUGGACCCAGCUCGUGAUCUCACAGCUGAGGCCGCGCAAGCGGUAGGUGUUGGUAGAGCUGUGCGAACUGGAGGACCAUCGAAGGGCUUGUCCCACGCGAAGUUGAAGGCUCUACUCGACAGCAGAAGCGACCGCGAAAUUCUCGAUGGACUGAGAAGGGUUGUGGCAAUGAUCUAUCAGAACAAGCCUUGCCUACCGUUCUUCUCUUCGGUGGUCAAGAACGUGGCUAAUCCUAAUAUUGAAGUCAAGAAGCUCGUCUAUAUCUACUUGCUUCACUAUGCUGAAUCAGAUCCGGACCUGGCUUUGUUGUCAGUCAACGCGAUACAGAAGUCGCUCACCGACACGAACCCUCAAGUUCGUGCGCUGGCACUUCGUACUAUGUCUGGUAUGCGAGUGCCCGUUAUCAGUCAGAUAGUCUCGCUGGCCAUCAAACGCGGCAUCAGCGACAUGAGUCCACACGUUCGAAAGGCCGCGGCGCUAGCGAUACCAAAGUGCUACAACCUGGAACCGAAUUCGUUGCCGCAACUCCUUGAUUACCUUAGUAUCCUUCUCGGAGACAAGCAAUACUUUGUCGCUGGGCCAGCUGUCCAGGCUUUUCUGGAGAUAUGUCCGGACAGAACGGACCUCAUACACAAACACUACCGUGGUCUGGUGCGCAAGCUUGUCGAUAUGGAUGAAUGGAGUCAGCUCGCGACGUUGAAAGUGUUAGCCAAGUACAGUCGACAAUGUUUUCCUUAUACGACCAAGAAGGUCACGCGAACUACGAGGAAAGGUUUCUACGAAGACGAGCCGGACGAGGUCGAAGAUACCGAUGACACUGUCCGUGUCCUCCAGCCAGAUCUUGAAGCGCUUCUCAAAGCGGCUCAGAAUUUACUCCAGUCUAGAAGCGCCGCGGUGAUCACGUCAGUGGUUGCAACGUACCUCUAUGUCGGAACAGCAGAAUACCUGGAAUCAGCUAUCGGGCCAUUACUCUCAGUCUUGCGGUCAUCGCAGGAGACAGAGGAGAUAGUGCUGCAGAAUAUGGUCGCUGUCGCACUAGAGCACCCAGCGUUGUUUGUGCCAUGGCUGUCCCAUUUCUUACUCGCUAGCGGUGACACGCCUAGCAUUUGGACGCUGAAGCUUGAAAUGCUGACUCUGAUCUUUCCACAUGGCUCUGCAAGCAUACAAGCACUGAUUCUGAAUGAGCUUGAGCACUUCGCGCACUCAGCGUCGGUCGACAAGGUCCAAGAAUCUGUCAGAGCAAUUGGUCGUUGUGCUCAGACUUCUCCGUCGGCGUCGUCGAAAUGUUUCCAGGUGCUAUUGCAGCAAAUUUCCCAUUUCGAUAAUUUAUUGGUCUCCGAGGUCCUCACUGUCAUGCGCCAUUUGAUACAGCGAGACGCUGCAUCACAUCACAAGACGAUUGUUCGACUCGCUCGAAAUCUGGACAAAACAUCCAGUCCUCAAGCCAGGGCCACUAUAAUUUGGCUAGUGGGCGAGUUUGCGGUUUUGGAAGGCCAGACGAAUACGGGCGGCGUUGGUGCCAGCAUCGCUCCAGACGUCCUGCGGAUACUCGUGAAAGGCUUCAGCGAAGAAGUCGAGGAGGUCAAGAUGCAGAUCGUACUGCUCGCGGCGAAAUGCUAUCUCUUGUGGCUGCAACAGAACAUUUCCAAAGACUCAGAUGAUGCCGAUCCUCCAUUGGAGAUCACAGGACAUGCAAUCCCCAAAUUAUGGGACUACGUGCUUGUUCUGUCCCGAUAUGACACCUCAUACGAUCUGCGAGACCGUGCACGGCUCUUCAAAAACUUACUGAGCGAGCCGCGCGAAGUCCAGCUUGCAAGUCUGCUCCUACUUGCCCCGAAGCCAGUUCCUCACGUGCCAUCCCCAUCUGCAAACCGUAAAGGCUUGCUCAUCGGCAGUACCUCACUUCUGUUCGGGCGCGAUGAAAUUGUUCUGCAUGGCCUACCAGGCUACGAAGACUUGCCGCCCUGGGUGGAGACUGGAAAUGAACCUGAUCCAGAGCUGAGGGAGAACGACGUUGGACUAGGUGGGGCAGGGGACCAAAAGGCCGCUGCAACGGCUAGUAGCCGGCUUGAAGAAGCCAUUAGAGAGCAGGGUCUUGCGCAGUCCGCUGCCGUGGGUCCUUCGAAGCCUGGCUCUGCUCUCAAGAAUAAAGACAAGGCGCAAACUCUGGAUGACUGGCUCGCAGAAAGUGAAGACGAAGAAAGCUCCGGAUCUGGAGAGGAAGAAACUGGAAGUGAGGAAGACGACGGUGGAGAAGACGAGUCUGGUGACGAAUUCGAGGACAGCGAUGAAGACAGCGACGAUGACCAUGAAAGCGAACAACGCAAGGGCCUGAUGACCUAA
Molecule: messenger RNA, 2373 nt
Organism: Cyphellophora attinorum
Lineage: Eukaryota; Fungi; Ascomycota; Eurotiomycetes; Chaetothyriales; Cyphellophoraceae
Product: AP-3 complex subunit beta-2
Exons: 2
Coding region: 1-2373 (790 amino acids)
Biological process (GO): intracellular protein transport; vesicle-mediated transport
Cellular component (GO): membrane coat; AP-3 adaptor complex
Source: RefSeq, a predicted model, not a curated record